Mesorhabditis spiculigera is the source of this 5202-nucleotide messenger RNA. The record is from the annotation of a GenBank genome assembly. NCBI's taxonomy places the organism in Eukaryota, Metazoa, Nematoda, Chromadorea, Rhabditida, Rhabditidae.
AUGUCAGACGGUGCGGCGGCGGCCGCGGCCGCCCCAGCAGAUGAUCAACAGCCGCAAAAGAACGAAGGCUCAGCCGCAUUCCUGCGAGCAGCCCGUGCCGGAAACCUGGAGAAAGUCCUCGAGCUGCUCCGCGCCGGCACCGACAUCGACACGUGCAACACCAACGGGCUGAACGCGCUCCACUUGGCCAGCAAGGAAGGACAUCAAGAAGUCGUCAGGGAGCUGUUGAAGCGGAAGGCCACGGUUGAUGCCGCCACAAGGAAAGGCAACACAGCCCUCCAUAUUGCCUCCCUGGCCGGCCAAUCCCUGAUCGUGACGAUCCUCGUCGAGAAUGGGGCCAACGUCAACGUGCAGAGCCUGAACGGCUUCACCCCGCUCUACAUGGCCGCCCAGGAAAACCACGAGGAUGUGGUCCGCUACCUGCUCGGCCACGGCGCCAAUCAGGCCCUGUCGACGGAAGACGGUUUCACUCCACUGGCCGUCGCCCUGCAGCAGGGUCACGACAAGGUCGUCGCCAUCCUCCUGGAGAACGAGAAGAGCGGCAAGGUGCGACUCCCAGCCCUCCACAUCGCCGCCAAGAAGAACGACACCAAGGCGGCCACCCUGUUGCUCCAGAAUGAAACGAACGCCGACGUGACCUCAAAUCCGGCUUCACCCCCCCUCCACAUUGCCGCCCACUAUGGCAACGAGGAGGUGGCCCAGCUCCUCAUCGAGAAGGGCGCCAACCCCAACUACCAGGCCAGGCAUAACAUCAGCCCCCUCCACGUGGCCACGAAGUGGGGACGCGUCAACAUGGUCACCCUACUCCUCAAGCACGGAGCCAUCAUCGACAGCCGUACCCGAGAUCUGCUGACACCCCUCCACUGUGCCGCCAGAUCCGGUCACGAUCCUGUUGUUGAUCUUCUGAUGGAGAAAGGAGCACCAAUCUCGGCAAAAACUAAGAACGGACUGGCCCCACUCCACAUGGCCGCCCAAGGAGAUCAUGUCGACUCAGCUCGUAUCCUCCUCUACCACCGUGCCCCCGUCGAUGAUGUGACGGUCGACUAUCUGACCCCACUUCACGUCGCUGCUCAUUGUGGUCAUGUCCGUGUUGCAAAACUCCUCCUCGACCGCAGCGCCGACCCCAACGCCCGCGCCCUCAACGGCUUCACGCCCCUCCACAUCGCGUGCAAGAAGAACAGGAUUAAGGUCGUUGAGCUGCUACUGCGGUAUCAGGCUUCCAUCGAGGCACAGACAGAAUCCGGACUCUCUCCCCUGCACGUCGCCGCCUUCAUGGGCGCCAUCAACAUCGUCAUCUACUUGUUGCAGCAGGGAGCAAACCCCGACGUUGCCACGGUGCGAGGUGAGACUCCACUCCACCUCGCCGCCCGUGCCAACCAGACCGACAUCGUCCGUGUACUGCUCCGCCAUGGCGCCAAGGUCGACGCCCAAGCCCGCGAGCUCCAAACACCCCUCCACAUCGCCUCCCGGCUCGGCAACACCGACAUUGUUGUUCUUCUACUCCAAGCCGGCGCUAACCCAGAUGCAGCGACAAGAGAUCAAUACACCCCACUGCACAUUGCUGCCAAGGAGGGCCAAGAGGAGGUGGCAGCCAUCCUGCUCGACCACCAGGCCAACCCGAAGCUGUUGACCAAGAAGGGUUUCACCCCGCUGCACUUGGCCAGCAAGUACGGCAACGACAAGGUGGCCAAGCUGCUGUUGGAGCGUGGCACCCCUGUUGAUAUCGAGGGCAAGAACCAGGUGACCCCGCUGCACGUGGCCGCCCACUACAACAACGACAAGGUGGCGCUGCUCCUCCUUGAACAUGGCGCCUCGGCCACGGCAGCGGCAAAGAACGGCUACACCCCACUACACAUUGCCGCCAAGAAGAACCAGAUGGAGAUUGCCGGAACGCUGCUCCACUAUAAGGCAGACCCGAAUGCCGUGUCUCGAGCCGGCUUCACGCCUCUUCAUCUCUCCGCCCAGGAAGGGUUCCGCGACAUGGCCGCCCUACUCAUUGAGAAUGGGGCCCAGGUCGCCGCCAAGGCCAACAACGGACUCACCGCCAUGCAUCUGUGCGCACAGGAAGACCGAGUGCCGGUUGCCGAGAUAUUGUUCCAGAACGGCGCCGACGUGAACGCGCAGACGAACGCCGGCUACACCCCUCUCCACGUCGCCUGCCACUUUGGGCAGAUGAACAUGGUGCGCUGGUUGGUGGAACAUGGCGCCGUUGUUGAUGUGACAACACGAGCCGGAUACACCCCACUUCAUCAAGCAGCUCAACAAGGGCACAAUGCUUGUGUGCGAUAUUUGUUGGACCAUGGAGCAUCACCAAACGCGCAAACCGCCAACGGACAGACACCGCUGUCGAUCGCGCAACGACUUGGAUAUGUCUCCGUCGUGGAAACCCUCAAAACCGUCACCGAGACGACCGUCAUCACGGAGACGACCACCGUCACCGAGGAACGAUACAGACCCCAGAAUCCGGAGGCGAUGAAUGAGACAAUGUUCUCGGAAUCCGAGGAAGAAGUAGAUGACCAUCAUGCCGCACAGCAGGCCCAUGCCAAGGAUUUCUCCGAUCGGUUUGCCGUCGCGUUGGAGGAUUCUACGGGUGUACAUCUGAUUCACACUGGAGAACAACCGGAUCAGGUGCUGCUCAAUCGCUCGGCCGAGCUCGAGACGACGCCCACGAUGCAGAAGCAGUGGAAACCGUCGGAGGCAUCGAGGGACAGCCACAUCUCACAAAUAUCACAGGCAUCCCACCCAUCCGCACACGCUGUCGCCUUCAACGACAGCAACGAGUUGGAGCAUCUCAUUCGAUCAGCACAGUCUCAACCCGUCACCCUUGCCGCCCACGAUCGCGGCUUCAUGGAUGUGUCGGCGGACAAUGCGCCGCUCACGCAACCGCUUACGCAACCCAACUUCCUGAUCUCGUUUGUGGUUGAUGCGCGCGGAGGCGCCAUGCGCGGAUGCCGCCACUCGGGCGUGCGGCUUAUCGUUCCGCCCCGGAAGGCCGGCCAGCCGAUUCGAGUCACAUGCCGAUACUUGAGAAAGGACAAACUCGCCCACCCGCCACCAUUGAGCGAGGGCGAAGAGCUGGCCAGCCGAAUCCUAGAGAUGGCCCCCGCCGGCGCGAAGUUCCUCGGCCCGGUCAUCCUGGAGGUCCCGCACUUUGCAUCGCUACGAGAACGAGAGCGUGAGAUUGUCAUCCUCCGCUCCGACGAUGGUCAGCACUGGAAGGAGCACCAGCUGGAAGCGACAGAAGAUGCUGUCCAAGAAGUUCUCAACGAGUCUUUUGCCGCUGAGGAGCUAUCGGCGCUUGACGAUCUGAACACGCCGAGAAUUACGCGGAUCUUGACCAACGAUUUCCCGAUGUACUUCGCCGUCGUGACGAGGGUUCGUCAAGAGGUGCAUUGCGUUGGGCCUGAGGGAGGUGUCAUCAUGUCGACUGUCGUCCCAAGGGUGCAGGCCAUCUUCCCGGAUGGGUCGUUGACCAAGACGAUCAAGGUUUCGCUACAGGCCCAGCCCGUCCCGCAGGAGAUUGUCACCCGACUCCACGGCAACCGCGUCGCCGUCUCGCCCAUCGUCACCGUCGAGCCGAGGCGCAGAAAGUUCCACAAGCCCAUCACCCUCUGCAUCCCGCUGCCGCACAGCAACAACAAGGGAAUGCUGACCCAAUACUCCAGCCAACCGGGCCAAGAACCGCCCACGCUGCGGCUGUUGUGCUCGAUCACCGGUGGUUCAGCGCCCGCCCAAUGGGAGGACAUCACCGGCACGACGCAGCUGACCUUCACCGGAGAUGAGGUGUCCUUCACGACUACCGUCUCGGCGAGGUUCUGGCUGAUGGAUUGCCAGACACCCAGGGACGCAGCCAGGAUGGCACAGGAGGUGUACAACGAGGCCAUCGCGAUCCCGUACAUGGCGAAGUUCGCUGUGUUCGCGAGGAGAACAUUCCCGGUUGAGGGGCAACUACGCGUCUUCUGCAUGACCGACGACAAGGAGGACAAGACGCUCGAGAAGCAAGAACACUUCAAGCUGAUCGCCAAGUCGCGCGACGUCGAGGUCCUCAAGGGGAAACACCACUUCCUCGAGUUUGCCGGCAACCUGCUCCCCGUGGCGAAGAGCGGAGAACAACUCUCCCUCUACUUCCUCCCCUUCCAGGAGAACCGCCUCGCCUUCAUGGUCAAGACCCGUAACAAGGACGACGCGGAAGCAAGUACCGAGGGCAGAAUCGCGUUUAUGAAGGAGCCAAAGGUCCGCGCCGAGAAUCUCCCCACCCAACAGCCCAUCUGCACCCUGUCGAUCUCGCUUCCCGAGUACACCGGCGAGGAGCCCACCGCCCAGCCCCGCAAGGCUGAGACGCCCUUCGACCGGAAGUACCCGGGAGCCGUAGACCGCGAGCUGCCCGACUGGGUCCACCCCAACCUCCUCAAGCAGGUCGGCGGCGAUUGGCAACGACUUGGCCGAGUUCUCGACAUCCCGCACCGCGAUAUCCAGCACAUCAAGCAGAACUACCCAGGGAGGGAGUUGCGCUCAACCCUCAAGAUCUGGAUCCACAUGAAGAAGGAGGAGGCCAACCCAGAGGCUCUUGAUCAAGCAUUGCGACAGAUUGGACGUGACGAUAUCCCGCGUGGUAUUGCUCAUGGAGAACCGGAAGAUCUGUCCACAUACUCUGCGGCUAGCCCCGCAAAUUCGAGAUCGGACAUCUACCAAAAGGUGGAGGUGCCCUCCCCGAGGAAGGAGAAGUAUGAACGCCAUGAAGUACACGAGGAACGGCUUGUCGCGCCCGUCGUUGCUCACUCCCAAGUCCAAGACCUGCCGGUGCACGCCGAGGUCGCCGAAGAGCGCAAGCGCAGCCCGAUCAAGGAGGAGGAAGAGCAUGAGCAAGAGAUCCCGGUCUCCGAGGUGCGCACAGUUGUCCGAACCGAGCGCCAUGUCCACGACACCGAUGACGGCCCAGUUGUCGAGGAGCGGACCAUCACGACGACGUACGAGGAUGACGUCGCUGUGGCGGAGAAGCGCGAGGACAAGAUCGUCGAGCUGACCGAGGAGGAACGCCAAAAAUGGGAAGAGCUGCACGCGGGCGAGCCGGGCGAGGCGUUCACCGAGAGCGCCGAGGUGUACACCCGCGAGGAGCGGAUCGAUGAGGAGGAGGAGCCGCUGGAUGAUGGCGAUCAGAGCUCCGGAGACGAGCCGGCCUCGCUGCAAGGUAGCCACGCCCAC